Molecule: messenger RNA, 1595 nt
Organism: Penaeus vannamei (Pacific white shrimp)
Lineage: Eukaryota; Metazoa; Arthropoda; Malacostraca; Decapoda; Penaeidae
Source: RefSeq, a predicted model, not a curated record
GCUCUUCUAUUUAACAUUGAUUCCUACUCACCUAAUCUGACCUUCCCUUUUAGAGAAAGGAAAAGGACGUAUCCUCCAGCCAAGAGGGUUCCUUGACCCUACCCUUGAAAGAACCUCCUAAUGAGAACCUCCUAUUUGACCUCAACUAUCCCUCCCUCUCUCCCUCCCCCUCCCCCAGCGGCGGGCGAGCUGCAGGUGGCGCCGCCGAGGGUGGUGGAAGUGGGUGUAGGAGAGGCCGUCCAGAUCCCUUGCAUCAGCCCCAUCAGUAACGUGCCAACGGCUGUUUGCUGGACCAAGAUCCUCGAGGCAGGGGGUCGGACUGCCAGCGUGUCUUCCCAGAACUCUCUCCUGCUGAGGAAGACCACCUACUCGGACGGCGGCAGGUACCGCUGCGUGGCCUCGGACGCGACGAGGACGGUCGAGUCGGAUGACGUGGAUGUGGUCGUCACUGGUGCGCCCGUAGUCGAAGCGGUAACUCUACGGUGCUCUCUAUCGGCGGCGGCCCACCCUCACCGCCCACGUCUGCGGCCGCCCAUCGGUGUCCACCCUCACUUGGCUUCCCCCCGCCCACCUCCCGCCCGUGAGACCCGGCGAGACGAACGACAGGUUCAAAGCCCACAACCUCACGGUGGCCGAAACCCCCGACUGCCAGUACGCCGUGAUGACCAUCGUGGGCGUGAGGGCGAGCGACGCCGGCAACUGGGUCCUCGUGGGCGUGAACGACCGGGGUGCGAGCGCCGCCCUCAUCCGACUCAACAUCACCGCCGCCGCCCACUCCGUCACUGCCAACGGCGCCCGUGCUAUGUCUCACGCCCACUCUGCCGCUACCCAAGCCUUCCUAGCUGCUGUUCUUAUCCUUUUUUACGCCGCCCGCGACCGGUUGUGGGCGUGAAGUGAAAGGUGAUGUUAAGACGAAAAAGUGUAUCUCUUGUUAAUGAAGAAAAAAAUAUACUGUGAUAAAAGUGCGUGUCUGAGUGUGCAGUGUCGAGUAGGGAAGAGGGAGGGAGGAGAAGAAGGAAGAAGGAAAAGGGGAAGAAAGAUGGGAGAAAGGAAAGCGGGAAAAGAAAGAACAAGAGGGAAGGAAGAAAGCGAAAGGGAGGGAAGGAAUGAAGGAAAGGAAGAAAAGACAGAAAUUAAUAGAAAAAAGACUGGAGGAAAAGACGGAGAAAACGAAAGAAAGAAAGAAAAGAAUAGGAGAAACAAACACCUAAUAAAAGAUGUAAAAAGCGUUGAUCAAAAUCGGAAUAAAAAGACAAUUAGAUAAUAAAGAAAUCCAAAAAUAUCAUUCCUUCCGCAGUGACUGGCAAUAUAUCAAUUAAAAAAAACGAUAGAUUGGUGAUUUUUAUAAAUAUAUAUCGUCAAUAUCGGAUUGAGAUACGGCUGGUUGUGACGGCACAGGGAAUGCACGCUUUCGUGGGCGCAGAUGGGCGUGAGUGGGCGUGCGAUGGCAUAAGGCCGUGAAUCCAUACGUUCUCUACUAGUUAUUAUCCCUUACUGCUUUAUAAUGACGUAUCGACGUGGCUGUAAUAACCAUUCAUAGGAAUUUAUCAAACUAAUGUUCUUGUAAUAAAUUGUAAUAAAUGUCAGUGUCUCUU